GGAAGGCCUGGGAGGCGGAGAAGACGAGGAGGGAGCGGGAGGCUGCCGGCCGGGCGACGAGAGAAGGAAGGGCGCCGAAGGAGCCAGGAGAGGAGGAGGAGGAGGAGGAGGAGGGGGCUGGCGAGAGGGGCGCCUUGCCCGGGGGCACCGGGGCCGAAGGGAUGCCCCUUGGAGGGCUGGCCCAGUGCUAGCCCCUCUUCUGCCCGGGGAAGGUGCUGCAUGGCCCGGCCAUGGAGGUGGUGGACGAGACGGAGGCGCUGCAGCGCUUCUUCGAAGGUCAUGAUAUUAAUGGAGCUCUUGAACCAUCAAAUAUUGACACCAGCAUACUGGAAGAAUACAUUGGCAAGGAGGACUCACCAGAUAUCUCUGAUUUGGACUCCAUCUCUGACAUCUCAGCCUCAGCUGGCUAUCCUCAUGCUCAGCCUUCCAGCUCUGUCAGUAUCAAUGCAUCUGUUUCCAGUGCUGCUCAUGUGACUAAUGCUAUAACCAGUGGCAACCUCCAUCAUGCUCCCCCAAAUACCCAAGUCCCGAUCCGGCACAGUCUACAUCAUGGCCCCCCAAGCACCCAAGUUCCAAUCCGACACUGUCCUCCUUUGCCUAACCCAUGCGGACCCAGCUACAGUGCUCACCUCAACUGCAAUAACAACAAUGGCAUGGUAGCGCCCAAGGGGUACCUCAGUGGACACUGCCUGUCCAACAUUGCCCCACCAAUCAAAUCAGAGCUCAAGGCCUCCUACGCACCUGGCACUUUACCCGACUCUCCCCCGGAUUCUGGAUCAGAAGCAUACUCCCCCCAGCAGGUGAAUGGACAAUGGGGUAGUAUGCAGCCUACAUGUUCUACCACAUAUCUCUAUCCUCAUCUCCUUCGAACGAUGACACCUGAGAACAUGUGUCAUGUGACUCCACCUUCCCGGCUGGAGCAUCCGCCACCUCCACCCCCACCCCCUCCACCAUCCCAUCUCCAAGGACCACCACCUCCACCACCACCACCACCACCACCUCACCCACACCAGCAACAACACAACCAUCAUUAUCCCAGCAUGCAGCGGGACAUGUACAUGAAGGCUGAACCUCUUAUGCCACAGUUCACUAUAGGACAGGGUAUCUCACCUGGAGAUCUUCACCAUGCCCAGCAGUCACAGAUGCUUCACCAGCUACUUCAGCAGCAUGGAGCAGACCUUCCAGUGCACCCUGCCAAAAAAAGGAAGCACUCAGAGUCACCCCCAAAUACUCUCAAUACCCAGAUGCUCAACGGGAUGAUAAAGCAAGAGCCAGGUACAGGGUCUGUGCCACUCAACCCUGACAGAGCACAAACCCCUCCGUGGCAUCAACAAGGGCCCCUCUCACCAGGCUUGAUUCAGGACAAUGACAGUUUAAAUGGCUCCUACCUGGAUCCCAACUACCAAUCUAUAAAAUGGCAGCCACAUCAACAGAACAAGUGGGCGACUCUGUAUGAUGCUAACUACAAGGAGCUGCCAAUGCCCACAUACCGGGUGGAUGCAGAUAAAGGCUUCAACUUUUCUGUGGGUGAUGAUGCUUUUGUGUGCCAGAAGAAGAAUCAUUUCCAGGUCACUGUCUACAUAGGCAUGAUUGGAGACCCUAAAUACGUCAAGACUCCUGAAGGCCUGAAGCCACUUGAAUGCUUCUACCUGAAACUUCAUGGUGUGAAGCUGGAAGCUUUGAACCAGUCGAUCAACAUAGAACAGUCACAGUCUGACCGCAGCAAACGGCCCUUUAAUCCUGUCAUGGUCAAUUUGCCUCCAGAGCAAGUUACAAAGGUCACUGUGGGGCGAUUGCACUUCAGCGAGACCACAGCCAACAACAUGAGGAAGAAAGGCAAGCCAAAUCCUGAUCAGAGGUACUUCAUGUUGGUUGUGGCACUGCAAGCACAUGCCCAGAACCAGAACUACACACUGGCAGCUCACAUCUCUGAACGCAUCAUUGUUAGACAAAGGGCCGGUUCGGGGGUAAAACACAAACAGAGGGCGGACGGGGACCCCGGAGUCUGCAGACAAGCCUCCAACCCAGGUCAGUUUGAGAGUGACAGUGAUGUUCUCUGGCAGCGUGCUCAACUGCCUGACACUGUCUUUCACCAUGGCCGAGUUGGCAUCAACACUGACCGCCCUGAUGAAGCCUUGGUUGUCCAUGGCAAUGUGAAGGUUAUGGGGUCUCUUAUGCAUCCAUCGGACAUCCGAGUAAAAGAUGACAUUCAGGAGGUGGACACCACAGAGCAGCUGAAGAGAAUCUCCAAGAUGCGAUUAGUGCACUAUAAUUAUAAGCCAGAAUUUGCUGCCACUGUGGGCCUGGAGAACACUUCUGAAACAGGUGUCAUUGCUCAGGAGGUGAGGGAAAUUCUCCCAGAAGCAGUGAAAGAUUCUGGAGAAAUGGUUUUUAGCAGUGGGAAAACGAUAGAGAACUUCCUAGUGGUGAAUAAGGAACGUAUUUUUAUGGAAAAUGUUGGGGCAGUAAAGGAGCUUUGCAAACUGACCGACAACCUAGAGAAUCGGAUUGAUGAGCUGGAGAGAUGGAGUCACAAACUUGCCAAGCUCAAACGACUGGACAGUAUGAAAUCUACUGUGAGCUCUGGAGCAUUCAGUCAAGCAGGAAGUCAGUUCAGCCGUGCAGGAAGUGUGCCACACAAAAAGAGACCUCCCAAAAUGGCCAGUAAGGCCCCUUCUGUUGUCACAGAUCAAGCUUGCAUUAGCCAAAGGUUCCUUCAAGGCACCAUCAUUGCCUUGGUGAUCAUCAUGGCUUUCAGUGUGGUGUCCAUGUCUACCCUCUAUGUGCUAAGCUACCGCAAUGAGGAGGACUUGGUGGAUAUAGAGGGUUCUUUCACUGUGCCUAGCAAUUGCCUUCUGGCUCUCUUUCGGCACAGAGGUCCUGACAUCCCAGUUGCUCUCUGUCCACGGACCAAUGAGAACAUUGAUAAGAAUCAAAUUAUGUUUUCCACUGCUGCCUCAUCAAAUACACCAGUUGAUGCUCUCCCUUCACAGCAUGCCACAACACGUGUGCCUGAUUCUGUCUAUGGAUUGUCUGCCCAAAGUGUAGUUGUGUGUUUGAACCCACCUUGUUUCUCCACAUGUUGUUCUUCUGUCCCCAACAAUGCAUCUUCUGCUGCUGUUUCUGAGGCUACCACCACUGUUACCACCAACCGGACAGACCAAAGCCUUAUGUCACUCCUACCAGUGACCAACAUCAAAGCCAAAUCAAGGGGAGUCACAGGCAAGGUGGCUUCUCACACAAAAUGGCCAAAGACUUCGGAGAGAUCACGUGGCUUUGGAAGCCCCAAUGCCAGCCCAUCCUCCCCCUUUACCCACCUCCAGGGCAAAUCCAAAUACAUUUCCAAUCUUCCUGUAUCAUAUAAUAGUUUCCCCCCUGGGCAGUUACGACAGCGACGUAGCAUCAACCAACCAGGUCCAGAGGAGUCAAGCACAGGAAGCACCGACCAGGAUGCUCCCCUUCUUCAAACCAUAGCACUUGUGGAGAGUAAUGUGGCUUUCAAACCCCAGGCCUGUGCUUCUGCUGAUGAAUGCAGCACAGGAAACAUCACUUACCGCAUCCCCAUCAGCAAGUUUACUUCUGUGAACACAAACCUGACUUUGGAAAUGAAUGCUUCUUCUGCUGUGUCUGCCCAUCUUUGUAGUCUCACAUCCACCAACCCAUGUCAGCACAGUGCUGUGAACACAGACAACUUCUCUGAUACAGCAGAUACUCAGAGUGCAACAUACAGAUGGCCUGUGAUGAUGAUGCCUUUCCAAGAGUUUACCUACCAUUUCCGAUUUUCUAAGCCUGGCCAAGCAAACUGCAGUACUGCUGUGGACCAGAGGGGUUCUGUCUUUACUGACUAUUAUUUCCAGUUCUACUGGCUCUGUGAGUGAGCCUCAGGAGGACCACUGUCAUUUCACAGGAGGAGAAAUGAACCCAUAAGACUCAUUGGACUGGAUGUGCUCUUCUGUGAAUCCCAAGCCCUCUCCUGUUGACUCUGAUCUUCAAGCCAUUGAGCUGGUUUGGUUCCUCUUUCUAGUGGUGGAAUAUUGACAUUAGAAUGUCAUGCAACUUUGGAGGAGGAAGACUACCAUUAGCAAAACACUGAAAUACUGAGGCAUGUUUCUUUUGACAAGUUAUAGGAACACUGGCAUCCACUCCUGCCUUUCCCCCCUUCUUCUUACACUGGAUUUGAAAAUUUUACACUGGAUCAUGUUUGGGUUUUGUCCAUUUGAACACCUCAGAACUGUAAAAUACAGUUUGGCUAGGAAUGGAUCUCCAUACUCAAAUAAGCCAAUGAAACAACUUUCUAAGAUAUUGAAAUUUCUUAUUGAUGACGUUGGGAGCUCUCUUUUAAAUGAAGUGGAAACACUGGAUUUUUUUCUGUAAAGGAAUAUUCUGCCUGGAUGUGUUGCAAGUCAUACACUGGAGUUUCUGACUUGGCUGGCAGCUAACCACUUCUCUCUACAUCUGUGCUCUGAAGAAGUCCUGGUGACACUGGAACGUAUGACUGACUAGUCAUUUUGAACAGCAACAGCCAGUGGACAAGCUACAGGAUUUACCUCUGGCUUCUUCCUGCCUAUUCUGCCACAUAUUUACAUUCCAGGGAGAGCAAACCUCAAGGACCUUCUUAGGUUGGCUAGUUUCCCCAUCAAUGUGCCUUCUUUUUUUUAGGGUUGGAUGACAAAUGCUUCUCAGAAAGCUUAGUAUAUAUUCUAACCAGCUUCUCUUAAACUGACUCAAAGAAAAUAUCUCGACUUGGCCAUUGAACUCUACAAGUCUGAUAUUUUGUUUUAUAGAUUGUGAGAGCCUUACAAGCGCCAUAAUAUGGCAGAUUAAAAGCAGCAUGUGGCAAACCCAUGCUAAGCAUUACCACCUUGUGCCAAAGGCUGAGGCCACCAGAAGAGAUCUACCCUACACAGAAAAUAUCCAGGCUGAAAAGACUUUUGAUCCCCAAGGGGUCUAUGUCAGGAACAAACAGGACACUUUUUCACUCCAGGCCUUAAGUCUUUUUGAAAUUCUGAAGAUAUUUUGGGUAACUUACUGUUACAAGGUUUUAACUUGCUAAACCACUGAUCUUUUUUUUUAAGGAGCUUGCUUAGUUAUUGAUCUGCUAGCCUCUCAUAGGAAACCAAAAUGGGCCGGUGCUGAGCACCAGCCUCCACCCAGGCUCUAAACUGGGUCCUGGGACAAAUUAGGACAGUUGAACAUGCACAGCUAUUCAGCAUAUCAGGCUUUUACCCUGUAUUCAGAGGAGCCAGGUAACAGACUCCUCUUUAAGAGUGAGCAGAGCUGCAUGGGGAGGGGACUGGGAGGGGAAGAACAGGAAGCAUUAGCAAGCUGUUGACAUUCUUCUCUAAUCCUGAGUCUGAUUUUAAAUCAGUGUCAUUAUUUUAUUAUUUUUAUUUUUUGCAGUAGAUGCACAAAAUUCUGCCCUUGGGUUAUUCUAGUCACCCAGCACAGAAAAAGGGCUAAUGUGUGAAGGAAGGAACUCUGUUGAUGGCGGUUUGGGGUUUUUUUUUUAAAUGCAUUGGUGAAAGAUGUAAUGAUGCCUGCAUUCCUGGAUGAAGCUGCCUAUUAUUUGAUGCCCUGAGGUCUUUUCUACUGUACAGGUUUGAUCUGGUUUAAGACUUAUUGCCUCUUCCAAAACAACAUUCUUGACAAAAAAAAAGUUCAGAUGCCACCAAACCAUACAUCUGAAGAUUCUGGGGGAGAAGCCAAAGUCAUGAAAGAGUUCUAAUUGUGCGCAUAUGACCUCUGUGUCUGUUGGAGCUUGUCAUGGCUGCUGUCAUUCCUUACGAUCCUGUAUGUUGAGUUCUUGAGAGCAGUCAUCAGGAAAUGGUGCAGCAAGGUCUGUAGUAUCCCACUUACUGGGAGCAGCAGAGAUAGGCACCAGGGCCUUGGACAAAGAUCCAGUAGAGAAUGCCUUGAAAAGUCUAAUCAAUAGCCUGUGAGGUACCUAGAUGUCAAGAAACAAAAGAUGUAAAGAAUGUACAGCUGCAAUUGCCAAUACUCACCACUUUGUGGCACUGUUCCCCAAGAGACAUAGUACAGUAAUAGAGUAUUUUUUUUCUUGACGGAGACAGAAAGAGAAAAAGUGACCUAGGGGCACAAUUAGAUGUGAUGACAAAGAUUCAUGAUUGCUUUCUCCCUCUUAACAGCUAUUUUGGCACCUCAAAGAUCAGGAAUGUCAUUCACACUGGAAUAUGUAAUUUGACAAUAACUUACAGCUGUUUCAUGCUGUCAAAUGAGCAUUGACGGAUGGCAACCCUAUGAGAGUGAAACCUCUGAGACAUGCUGUUUUUAGCAGCCCUGCUCAGGUCUUGCAAACUCAGGGCUGUGGCUUCCUUAAUUGAAUCAAUCCACUGUAAUGCAGUCUUUUCCUACUGUCUUCAACUUUACUGAGCAUUUUACAAUGCGGCGGCAGGGGAGGGGGGGGAUAGAAGAGAGCUGUUGCAAAACAAAUACACACUUUAGCCAAGGCAGUUUUCUCCUUAUUUAUAUUGCAAGUCAGAGAAGUGCAAAAAUCAAUUCAGGCUGCAAUCCUGAAAUUGCAGUAUACUCUUUUGUUAGCACACACCUGCUUAUUUGUCAGAUCAAUUUACUUAUUUUACAUGCAGCUGCCACUGGAAGCCAUUCCUUUACUCCUAUCCAGUAAUGUUUUGAGUAGAUGUGUUCAAGUUGACUCAACCUUCCAUCCUUUCUGUUUACAGAUAAACUGCUUAGAGAGUGCUUAGUUCACUAUGCAGCGGUAUAGAUACGUAAAGUGCUAAGUGCUACACUACAGCUGUACCCCAAAAUAUGUAUUUUGCAUUUCUAAUUAUGAUCAUCCAUGAAGGUUCACUUGACUAAACACCAGGUCACAAGGUGGGCACAUCCUACUGCCCUCCGACUAGCAUUUCCUGUAUUUUAGAGAAGAGAGGUUGAGACUGGUUCUCAGCACCCCACCUUCCUGUCUUAGCUUUUAGAGUAGCCACCAUUUGUUGCCAUGUAAUAUGGAUUCUUAUAUUACUCCAGAACAGGCGCCACAGCAGUGCACCCCACAUUUCUAGAGAAUGUAAUAUUCUUGUAUCGCACAGUCAGUUCUCAUGAGCAAGCUCUUUCCCACAGUCACCAGUAACCCACUUCUUGGAGUAUGAGCUCUCCUGCAUGGUCUGGAGCUUCUCAUAACACUCCAGGAACAUGAGAAGAAGCCACCACACAGUAGUUUCCAUCCUACUGGAAUAACACCAGUAGCAACUCAUAGUUGUGGGAGGAUCAGUUGUUCAUCUUAACCAGUACAUUUUAGUUUUGACAGGGCCUGCUUUGCUGUUCUCCUUCCCAGCAGCAGAGGAGACCAGAAACACUCCAUUGCUAUGAUCUGCCAAUAAAACAUUGGUACUAAACUGCCAAUGGCUAAGUGCCAUUGCAUUAAAAACAAUCUGGUGAGGACAUUCACAUUUUGACCUGACUAUCCCCUUGCCUAUUCCCCAGUGCAUUAUAAAACCAGCCAGCCAUUCUCUUACCUAUCUGGAUUAGGGUAAAGGCAGCACAGACAUAUGCCAUCAGAAAUAAAUUAACCAAUCACUUUUUCUUCUCCCAGUCUAUUAGUGAAAUCUGAGAGAAGGGCUGUACAUAUAGCAAACGUUUUCACUGAUAAAUUCACAUCAGUGUUGUCUCUGAGAAUCUGAUUUGCAUAAUCCGUAACAGUAGUGUUCUUUAUAUCAGGUUGUAAUGGUUUUAUUGUUUUAAAACACUGUAACUUCUUAUUAUUGUAUAGCACUUUUUUUUUAAUCCCAAAGUGUUUCACAGUAUUGGAGAGGGAGAAGGAAGAAGGACCUGCCAAAAUGGGAGUUUUAUAGUUGGUAACUGACCCUAUCUCACUUAGACUGCAUCCACUCUGCAGAAAUAAUCCAGUUUGACACUACUUUAAUUGUUAUGGCUCAAUGACAUGGAAUUCUGGGAAUUGUAGGGGCGCCAGAGUAAAGCUGGUGGUUUGACACCACUGUAACUGCCAGAAUUUAACUAUCAGAGCUUAACCACCAGUAGGCCCGGUUUGACACCACUUUAACUGCCAUGUCUCAAUGCUAUGGAUUUCUGGGAAUUGUAGUUUGUUAGGGCACCAGAGCUCUACUCUGGCACCCCAACAAACUACAAUUCCCAGAAUUCCAUAGCAUUGAGACAUGGCAGUUAAAGUGGUGUCAAAGUAGAUUAUUUCUGCAGUAUGGAUGCAGCCCAAGUUUCAUGAGGAACAUCAAGUGGACUGACCACCUAGAUGGUCAUCACCCACCACUCCUUGCAUCAAGAGUUGUCCCCCACAACUUGUGCCAUUUGCAUACUUUCCCAAAAUGGAAGAAUUAAGAAUUAACAACUGGGACUCUUCCUUGGGCUACCGGAGAGAGCUGGAGUUGGAGCUUCUUGCCUAGCUGGAAGCUCUCUUUUAAGUUGGAACAGGAAAUCCUUGCUACACCUUUUGCGACAAGGAUGGAUAGGGGAGCCAACUUUUGAAGUCUGGCUCUUCUGUGGGGAUUGUGAAUCAGUUCUCAAUGGAAAAUUCAUAAGCCUUAUAUAUCUUGUUGAAGCUUAAAGCCUGUAAAUACAUUUUGUGCCAUCACUGUGAACCUUAAGAUAAAGCACUAAUUUGUUUUGUUUAUCACAGCUUUAAUCACUGUAUAUUGUCCACAAUUUCAGAGUCAUAUCCUUAGUGAGUACUUUUGUUAAGUUUUAUUGUUAUUUUGUUUUAGUGGAGACUUUUCCCCACUACUGCCUGUCUUUUCUGAUUUGUAUUUAUAUUUUGUUUUCGUUUUAUUUGGAGCUCUGGUACUCAGGACUCUACUUCUGUUUUGCUUAUCUAGACUUUUAUUCAUAAGAAAUGUACCUAUAUAAAUAAAUAUAUAAGUAUACUACUUUGUAUCUUA
Molecule: messenger RNA, 8882 nt
Organism: Sceloporus undulatus (fence lizard)
Lineage: Eukaryota; Metazoa; Chordata; Lepidosauria; Squamata; Phrynosomatidae
Gene: MYRF
Product: myelin regulatory factor
Exons: 29
Coding region: 231-3878 (1215 amino acids)
Biological process (GO): positive regulation of DNA-templated transcription; protein autoprocessing; central nervous system myelin maintenance
Cellular component (GO): endoplasmic reticulum membrane; nucleus
Molecular function (GO): sequence-specific DNA binding; DNA-binding transcription factor activity
Source: RefSeq, a predicted model, not a curated record